Rhineura floridana is the source of this 7921-nucleotide messenger RNA. It is a transcript of the gene IGSF3, whose product is annotated as immunoglobulin superfamily member 3. The transcript has 12 exons. The coding region runs from base 933 to 4508 and encodes 1191 amino acids. Lineage: Eukaryota; Metazoa; Chordata; Lepidosauria; Squamata; Rhineuridae. The record is from RefSeq and is a predicted model, not a curated record.
CCUGCCUGGAACUGACGGUAGGCAGGAACGAAGCGGGGAAGGACACACGGAGAGGAAGAGGCUGACUGGCUCAUUCACUCAGGGAAGGAAUGAGCGAGGGUAGGAAGAGCAGGACGAGGAGGGACUGAGGGGGAAGAAGGCGGAGCUUCCCGGCCAGGAGGAAAUGCUUGGCACCCCCUAGCAGCAGCUUUUGAACAGAGAAUGAAGCUCGAGCGGAGACGCCGAAGAAGAGACGGCGGCGGGCUGCAGAGAAGCGGCGAGAGCGGUCAAGUUAAGCUGAGGGAGCAGCAGGUAUGAAUUGUUGGCACCUGAGCAAGGAACCGAUAUUAUACAGAGCCAGCUGCUGAAGGGCCAUUCUAGCUUGGUUCCUUCAUUUGCCCCAUCCUUAGUUGUUAAGCAGAGGAGCAGGAGGAGGAGUUCCUCGCGAACUAUAGAUGUAGUUGUUACAAGGCAGGAAUGAUCUUGCAGAAUAGCCCAGAUUGUUAAGCACUGGGCAUGUAAUCCAGUUCUAGAGUCCAGAGAUGAUUCUCACUCAUGAGACCGAGUAGAUGAACCGAUUUUCCUGCACCUUCCUCCUUCCAGGGAAGGCUGAUCAAGCAAGGAACCGUAUAUUCUAACUCUGCAGUAGGAGACGGAGUGGGAGAAAUCAAAAGUAGAUACUGCAAAACACAAUGUGUCAGGCUUUGGAAAGGCAACCGUGUCUGUUCGGAAUAAUCAUCUAGCAUCUGAGGACACAUUCACGCCUCCCACUAAGCUUGCCUUCCACUUCGUCUUAGUAUUAUAAUUCCGUCCCCUGUCUGGUUCUGUUCCCUACCCUCCCUCUCCCUUUGUGUUUCUACACUGCCAAAAUAUUUUCUGGAAAUAUAAAACCAGUUGGAGUUUGACACCUGAAGAUAAAAAAAUAAGCAAGAGGAGAAGUGGGAACAAGAGUGAUGUCCUUUUAUCUUCCCUCUUCUUCAAAGAUGAGGUGCUUUCUGCUGGAGCUGACAUCUCUUCUGCUACUGGGACUGGCAUUUGCACAACGUCAAGUCACUGUUCAAGAAGGCCCUCUAUACCGCACUGAAAAUUCCCACAUCACCAUCUGGUGUAAGGUCAGUGGCUACCAAGGACCAUCGGAACAGAAUUUUCAGUGGUCCAUAUAUCUCCCAUCUGCUCCAGAAAGGGAGGUGCAAAUUGUUAGCACCAUGGACCCAUCCUUCCCUUACGCAAUCUACACCCAGCGUGUCAGGAGUGGAGAAAUCUAUGUAGAGAGGGUCCAGGGGGAUUCUGCUCUAUUGCACAUCACAAAGCUCCAAGACAGGGAUGCUGGCGAGUAUGAAUGUCACACACCCACCACUGAUGAAAGAUACUUUGGGAGCUACAGUGCCAAGAUGAAGCUGAUGGUUAUUCCUGACUCCCUGCGAGUGACCUCAGAAGCCCUGACCCUAAACAAAGUGCAGCAUGAUUCUCUGGAGUUGAAGUGUGAGGUAUCCAAGAGUACUGCACAGCACAGCCACAUUUCUAUUGCCUGGUACCGACAGAAAGCAAAUGAGCCUGCUGCAGAGGUGAUCUCCCUCAGCCGGGAUUUUGUAUUGCAUGCAGGAAGUGACUACAUCCAACGGCAUGCCAGUGGAGAUAUCCGCCUGGAUAAAGUAGGCGAGACUCAAUCCAAGCUUACAAUCUACAACUUGCAGUCUUCUGAUGAGGGCGAGUUUUACUGUGAGGCAGCUGAGUGGAUUCAGGACCCUGAUGCCACCUGGUAUGCAAUGACCCGCAAGCGCUCGGAGGGCACCGUGGUCUAUGUGGAAGGAAUUGCCAGUACUCACUCUAGUUUUGAUAUGGAUAUCAAUGUACGGCUAGAAACAGAGAAGCGGACAUACACAGUGGGUGAGCCAGUGGAGUUCAGAUGCAUUCUGGAAGUACAGAAUGUUGCAAAGAGAUACUUUUCCAUCUCAUGGGCCUUCAACAGUUCCCUGAUUGCCAGCUUUGGGGCUAAUGCUGUGCCAGUCCUUAACAAUGAGUUUGCCCAGCGAGAAGCUCUGGGGCAACUGAAAGUAGCCAAAGAGAGUGACAGUGUCUACAUCCUAAAAAUUUACCGACUCCGCCUGGAGGACAGCGGCAAGUACAACUGUCGAGUGACGGAGCGCUUGAAGACGUCGACUGGUGAAUUUAUUGAUGGAGAGAGCAAACGACCAAAGAAUACACCCAUCACUGUCCUGCCCCUUAAGACCAAUAUUUCAGUUGAGGUGACCAACAAUGCCAGCAGUGUUCUAGAAGGAGAGAGCCUGCGAUUUGGUUGCAGUGUUCGCACAGGGUUUAGGCCCCAAAACCAACUCUCUGUCACCUGGCAACUUGUGGACAAGCAGAACCGUCACAGUGACAUUGUGCAACUUGACCGGGAUGGAACUCUUCACUCUGGCUCCUCUUAUGCUGAGCGCAGUAGCUAUGGUGGGAUCCAGAUGGAGCAGAUACGUCCUGGAUCCUUCACACUUGAAAUCUUCAACAGCCUCAAGGCAGACGAGGGCCACUAUGAAUGUCAUAUCACAGAGUGGACACGUAGGCUGGAUGGGGAGUGGCAGAUGAUUGGGGAGCGACAUAAUGGUUCUGCAGUGUCCAUCACAGCACUGGAUGCUGGCUUUGCCGUUACAGCCAUCUCCCGCACUCCUGGAGUUACCUAUAAUGAGUCAUUUGAUUUACAAUGCAUCAUCAAACCACAUUAUCCAUCCUGGGUUCCAGUAUCUGUGACGUGGCGUUUUCAACCAGCAGGCAGCAGCGAAUUUCAUGAUCUUGUCACCUUCACUCGGGAUGGAGGCGUUCAGUGGGGAGAUAGGUACGCUGGGUUCCGAACCCGGACAGCCAUCGAGAAAACUGAGUCCAGCAACAAUGUGCGCCUGAGCAUCAGCAGGGCCAGUGACACAGAGGCAGGCAAAUAUCAAUGUGUGGCAGAGCUCUGGCGGAAGAACUACAACAGCAGCUGGACACGACUGGCAGACAGAACCUCUAACUUGCUUGAAAUCAGGGUUUUGAGGCCUGUGACAAAGCUGCAGGUCAGCAAGUCAAAGCGGAGCAUCACCCUUGUGGAAAACAGGCCCAUUCCCCUGAACUGCUCUGUAAAGUCUCAGACUAGCCCAGACUCUCACUUUGCAGUCCUCUGGUAUGUCCACAAGCCAUCUGACACGGAUGGAAAGCUCAUCUUGAAGACCACCCACAGCUCUGUGUUUGAGUAUGGCACCUACGCAGAGGAAGAGGGACUGAAAGGAAGACUGCAGUUUGAGAGGUCAUUAUCUGGGGGACUCUUUAGCCUCACAGUCCAGAGAGCCCAGGUCAGCGACAGUGGUAGCUAUUACUGCCAUGUGGAGGAGUGGCUGCUCAAUCCCAACCAUGCCUGGUAUAAGCUGGCUGAAGAAGUUUCUGGCCGGACGGAAGUCACUGUCAAGUUGCCAGAUAACCUUUUGGAAGUGAACCAGACUCAGAGGAACCUCACAAUUCUAGAGAACGAAUGGGUGACAUUAGAGUGUCUGGUCACCAACCGAAGCAGUUAUGCUUCUCAGUUGUCUGUGGAAUGGUACAUGUGGAAAUCGGGCCACCCAGAGAAAGAAGCAGUCCUAAAGCUGACCCGUCAGGCCACCCUGUUAUAUGGAGAACUGUCAGCACUGAAUGAUCUGAAGAGUCGGCUGCAUUUGGAAAGCCCUUCUCCGGGCCUCUAUCUUCUCACCAUCCAGAAUAUGACCAUGCAGGACAGUGGGAUCUAUGAUUGCCGGGUGGAGGAGUGGUUACUGGAUCCCACAAAUACCUGGUACAAACGGGCUGAGGACCUGUCUGGGCUGACAACAAUUAUGGUGAAACAGCCAGAUGCCUUAUUGCAAGUGGAUACAACAAUGGCCAAUCUCACAGUGCCAGAGCAGGGGCAGUUCCAUUUGGAUUGCAACAUCCUGUCGCUUUCCAGCCGAGACUCCCGGUUUGCUGUGACAUGGUUCGCUGUGAAGAUUAAAGAGAGAAAUGGGCAUGCUGGUCGCAAGAAUGGAGAAGAAAGGGAGGCCUUAUUAAGAGUAGGCCAGGACGCCAUCUUCAGCCCAGAAGUUAGCCCCUGGGAAGGCAGACUGCGCUUUCAGAGGCUCUCAGCCAUGUUCUAUCGACUGACUGUGUUGCAGGCAGGUGCUACAGAUACUGGCAAUUACUCAUGCCGGGUAGAAGAAUGGCUCCCAGACCCCAGGGGAGUGUGGUACAAACUCACCGAGGAAGAUUCUGGCCCUAUAGCAGUUCAUGUGCAAAACACAGGCUCCUCUCUACAGUCUGUCAUCUGCUCCAACGACUCCCUCUUCUACUUUGUGUUCUUUUACCCCUUCCCCAUCUUCGGCAUCCUCAUCAUCACCAUCCUGCUGGUGCGGUUCAAAAGCAGAAAUUCCAGCAAGAAUUCUGAAGGCAAGAAUGGGGUCCCCUUGCUGUGGAUCAAAGAACCACACCUAAACUACUCACCCACUUGUCUGGAGCCUCCCGUUCUCAGUAUCCACCCAGGGACUAUAGAUUAAAAGGGAGAGACCUACAGAGAGGUGAAGAUGCACCUGGAACCCAAAGGAAUUAUUUUUGUUGUCUUUUUAUUCAGCAUUUGUACUUUUUGGAUCCAAACUAAGCUCCACCGUGAUGUCCCUGUGAUCUUUUUGGACCGGAGGAACUUGAGCACCCCAGAAUGCCGUGAAGAUCCAGCCAGUGGCAUGGGGAGGGGAGGUCCAUGUGUUCACUGUAUAUAGUGGUUUUUCUAAUUGGGUUUUUCCCCUCCAUCCAUUCUCAACAGUUGUCCCUUGGCCUGUAAUUUUGUUGCAAAAAGACAUAUUCUUGUAUUAUUAUGCAGAGGACAAUCCCCAGGGGGCAUUGAUUUUGGUGGGGCUCUCAUUGUGCCAAAGCAGGGCACAUUUUUGAGCUUGUUUUAUCAAAUGGGCUUGUUUUGACAAAAACUUGAGCCUUUGAAUUGGAGAGGGCCAGAAAAGACCAAACUGGCUGCCUUUUGCUCUGGAGAAAACACAACCAGAUCUGCUUUCAGCCAAGUAUCAAGCAGCAGCAUUUCUGUUAGGUUGGAUAGCCUCUGCCGCCCUUCUAACUCCAGAAGUUUUUCAUUCCUCCUAAGGACUGAAAAUGCCUAUAGGGUGGCUUUGCCAUUGGCAUCACAUUUGAAUUGUUUGUGCCAGUUGCAGUCCAGCAAAGGCUUGUAUGUGUCAGUGAGGCAGAAUUUCUGAGCCGUGAUGGCCCCAGUACUACUGCCUAUACAAAUCUAUUUACUAAAAAGGCAUACGGUUGCCCUCUGUGUUUUCUUAAGCCCACUGCCACUCCUUUGGAGACUGCAGGUAUGAAACCCGGAACUCCUGUUUCUAAAGACAUUCAGACUAAUCAGAGUAAUGAUUUAGGAAGUAGAGAGAAAGUGGCUGCCUCUUUGAGUGGGACUGGCUUCGAAUUGGGCUCUGGGAUAUUGAAACACAGGACAGAGAAUGUAUGGACAUAUUGACCAAGUUUCAUUUCCAGUUGCGCUAAAUACCCAAAGGAACUUGUAUCAGGCAAGAAAAGGAUCUCUGAAUAGUCUCCUUUCCCUCUUGUAACUGUGUGUGCCAUUUUGCUACUUCAGCUUUAUUUUUCCAGGUGCAACACCUUUCACCGCCAUUCCUCACAGCCCUACAAAAGCCACAAUAAGUGGACUAUGAGGACAUGCUGUGGCAAAAAAAAAACCCUGCUGUUCUUUCUAUGAAAGACAUGGUGUUUGUUAACAAACAAUGUUGGGAGCUGAUACAGGCAGAAUACCUACUUUCCACCAACUGUUCUUCUCCUGUACUAUCUUGGAAAUGCUUGUUAUCUCUGAUGGACCACCACUCUUAUGCCCCAGGGGCAGGGAAACAUAUUUUCUAGAAAAUUGUUAUUUGCUGUCUUCCUAAAAAUCUUCCCAGCAAAGCUGGUCACAACCUUUUUCAUAAAACAACUGAAUCUAUGUAAAGACAUAUGUUGCCAGCCAUACGUGUCAGCAUGUUCAGCUGCUUUGGCAGGAGGGGGUGGCAGGUUGAAGGUAGGGAUACGAGAGAGUGAGCUCUUCCUGAGGAGUAAAAACAUCAUGAUAUAAUCUUGUUAGAAUGCACCUCUUGGAGCUCCUUGUGGAGAUAACACAUUUGCUUUAAUAAAUGGUGCUUUAUAACUGGUGGAAGUCCAUGCAGGAGUUUGUCAUCCAUGUGCUCUGCCAGGAGGAAAGGGAAUGCACAUGUUCAACUCACUCAUUCUCUAGGUAAAUGUACUGUAUUUACCCCAAGCUUUGACAUUUCUUUUAAAAAUCACCUCCUUUCCUCGUAAAGGAGGAUUUUGUAGCAUUCCAAUAAAGCAUCCAGAAUGUUCCCUGGACCAAAUUUGCCUCUGCAACCAAUUAUUCCUAGAUUAAAACCUCUGUGUGUGUAACGUGAAAACUCACACUCCUUCCUCCUGCCUGCCCAGCGAAUUCAGAAGGGAGGAAACAAAAAAUGAAUGGGAAUUAACAGCAAAGCAAAAAGAGAGCCCCCGGCUUGUGUCUGUUGUUUUAUAAAAUGUCCUGUACAUAUACUGCUUCGGGACAGGAGCUGUAACUCAGUUUGGCUCUUUAAAAAGGAAUAAAGUCAGCAAGAUGAUUUCCUGCCCUAAAGAACAUUGCAUCUUUGCAUUGAAAUCUGUUGUACUGAUCUAGUCGCCUCAGUGCUUCUCUGUGUAACCAGCAAUCCUUCCCUUUCCGUUUCCUUCUAUCUAUGGAAAGCUGUCCCACAGCGACCUCCAGUGGUCAGUCAUUCUAAUAUUUGACUAUGAACUCUUGGAAAAUAUGCAGAUAUUUAUCAAAGCCAGUAUAGAUAGAGGAUUGUCCCUUAAACAGCAUUGAUGAUCACACAGAUUACCUUGCAAAUGACUUGUCUGCUGUGCUGCCAAGCCGCUGCCCAGUUUGGGAUCCUGUUUCUUUUCAAAACAUGGACAUUGCCUAUAAUAAGCUCUACGGACAACUUUUUUCUCUAAUAAAUCCAGAGGAAAAAGAACAAGCUAAAUUUGCAUGAUGUGGGGAAACAGUUUGGGUUUUUAUUAUUAUUAUUACUAUUAAAGAACUUUGUACCAUGUUGCACUAAAUGUUUUAUACAACACACGACAGAGCUGUAGUAAACCGUCUUGAAAGUGUGACUUAAUGUCCUGUGUUGAUGGCUUUGAACUCUGCUACCAAAGCUUCCCUCCUCCUAUUGAUGCAACACAGCUGUCGAAGGAUGACUCCCUACCAAUGCCUGCAAUGUCAAAUAGUAUAUUCAAGCUCUGAGGUUCUUGCUCUAGCCAUGCACUUGGCACAGCUGCUGCACAUGGGAGUGAUUCCUCUGAAAGCAUGAAUGAGCAGUUGUUGCAUGCAUUGCCAGUGCCAGCACUUGGACAGAUCCUUGGUCCAGGCACUGCCAAGUGGCCUAAGAUGAGCCACCUGUAGUACUAGAAAAUGGAUUUCAUUGGCCUGUUCUUCCCCUAUUGUGCUGAAAGCUAAUUGCGGCCAUGCAGCUUUGUACUAGGAUUAGAAACACUUGACAAGUGCUUAGAAGAACUGCCUCCACUAAACUGGGCAAAACAGAAUGUUGGGGAGGAAGGAGGAGACUAAGAUGAUGAACAUAAUUAAUCCUUAUGAUUUGGGGAGGUGGAAUGGACAUCCAACUGUAUAAUUAGCAACUGUUUAUCAAUUUACAGUGAGAAGCAGCCUUCACCUUGUUGGAGGGAUGCCCUAAAAGUCUUAAUGGAGCUUUCCUCCCAUGGAUUCAGUCCCAGUCCACAGAGCUCUCUUGAGUCACAAACUAGGCAAGUUUGAAUGAUUGUUUAUUAAAAUUUUAAGGAUAUUGAUUACAGUAGAAAAAGUUUGUCAAAUAUAAUUCUAAAUCAGUGAAUGAAAAUCCAAAAAGGUUAAUUAAAUGAAAGAACAGAAAUGAUC